AUGCCUUCUCGAUUGGAGCUGUUAAAGAGUCGGGAGUAUAUUUGCGAUCUUUCUCUGGAGCAGAAAAUCCGGAAAUGCGCUCCUUAUCUGAAAUGCCAGGAGGAUGGAUGUAAAUGUCCUAGUUGGAAACCAGAUGAUCAAAUGAGUUCACAAGUGCUUGAAUCCUCUUGCAAAUCUUGUCACCAUGUCCACCAGACAUUCACGUUGGAUGAUGAACGUGCUUGGCUAGAAAUUGCUGUGCAAAUGGUAGAUGAUGUCGAACACAUGUACGUGUUAUAUGGAUGUGCCAUUGCUAUGCUCCUCAGUUCUGUGUUACGCUCCCGCAUUGUGACGCUACAAAAGCAGCUGAUGGAAAAAAUUUCUCAAGAUCCUACUCCUGUAGAUUUAGACAAGAAAAUGCAAAUAAUUCAGCCCAUCUUCAAAAUAAUCAGCCUGUUAGAAGAAGAAGCUCAAAACCCAGUUCAUCGUAUUUGGGAUCCAUAUUUUCAAUCAUUUGCUUCCUUACUAAUGAACACAGGCUCAAGCCUGGGUGAGCAAGGUGGCGACGUUAUUCAUGGUCCCGAGAAUUUAGCUUCUGGAGACAGUCAUCUGUGCAACGAAAUAGUUAAUAUGGAAGUUCGCAAAUUGGACGGAACAAACGUUCCUUGUGAAUCUACCCCAUCACGGAAGUCGAGCGAUGCGGCACAAAAACGACGAUCCAGUAUUCGCCUACGAAAUCAGUCACUUAACUUGAACGAUUCAAGAUUCGGAUUCACAUUCAAAACUGACACGGAUUCAGCAGAUCGAGGUACACUAGACGUCAAAACCGAACGCCGACCACGUGUUCCAGGUGAUAUCAAUCCUCUUGAGUUGGAGCAAGUAUUAAAGGAGAUUAAAUGUCGAACGAGCCCUGGAAAGGACCUGCUUUCUUUCCCCACGUUGCACUCACUCAAUGCAACGCGCGACGCUGCUGCACGACAAGAAGAAUCUGCGGGAAAUAUUGAAUUUCAUAUAGUGAGCAACAGUCUGAACCACAGUCAGCCGUCACAAACUUAUAUCUGGUUGCUUGAAUUGCUCAACGUAUUUGCCUUACAAUUGCCGCGAAUGCCAAAGGAGUAUAUAGCGCGUUUAGUAUUCGACCCAAAACAUAAAAACUUGGUUCUUCUGAAGGUGACAGAGGGCGGAGAGAAACAUGCGAUCGGUGGAAUAUCGUUUCGCAUGUUCCCAUCUCAGGGCUUUACAGAAAUCGUGUUUUGCGCUGUGAUUUUCAACGAACAAGUUAAGGGUUACGGUACACAAAUGAUGAACCAUCUAAAAGAUUAUCACAUCCAACAUGGAGUUUUUCAUUUUCUCACCUACGCCGAUGCCUUCGCCACGGGUUAUUUCCGUAAACAGGGGUUUUCACGUGAGAUCCGACUGGCACGUCAAGCAUAUCAAGGAUAUAUCAAAGAAUACGAGGGCGCCACACUGAUGGGCUGUGAGCUCUAUCCGAAUAUUGUAUACACAGAGUUUUCUGAAAUGGUCGGACGUCAAAAGGCGUCACGUGGUUUCGUGCUCAUCGAGUUUUGGUUCUUCAUGAAAAAAUGA
This is a messenger RNA of Echinostoma caproni, 1566 nucleotides long. The record is from the annotation of a GenBank genome assembly. NCBI's taxonomy places the organism in Eukaryota, Metazoa, Platyhelminthes, Trematoda, Plagiorchiida, Echinostomatidae.